This is a messenger RNA of Cuscuta campestris, 1373 nucleotides long. NCBI's taxonomy places the organism in Eukaryota, Viridiplantae, Streptophyta, Magnoliopsida, Solanales, Convolvulaceae. The record is from the annotation of a GenBank genome assembly.
CGUCCCCCGCCUCAUACAAAAAAAGUAGGCCACCGGAGUAUCCCGUCUUCUCCGACGCCUUUUCCUCUUACCUGGGAUACCCACGCGCCACGUGUAGUUUCUGACACGUGUCCCUGUGCCCGCACGCCAUUCUCCCCAAACCUCCUCAGGUUUAGCCCAUCUCAUUAGCCGCCCCAUCCCUUCCUACUUCGUAGACAACUAAGCAGAGGCGCAUAAGCUGGAGACGAAGAAGCCUACUGCCGAAACCCAAUCGGAAAGAGAGUGCCGACUGCUGAGAACGCCGCCUGUAGAGAGACGCCGCCGCCGCCGCCGCCGCACCCUCCAGAUUUAAACGAUGCCGUUAGAUAGCCUUUUCGUAAUGCUAAAGUUUGCCGCUAAAGCUUGCCAAACAGGCCCGUGAUUAAGGAAUAUGAAUGCAUGCUAUCUCAACUCUUCUGUUUAAGUUCUCUUCAAAAGCACCGUAGGAGUACAACUUUAUAUCUUCAAAUCUCAAGCAAUGGCCAACCAAUCUGAUGCACAUUCAUCUGCCAUUUCAGCUGCUGAGCUUGAGUUCCUUGCAGAGGAUGAGAUGGUUGAAGUUGUGCCCAACAUGAGAAUGGAGCCCCUCAAUUUGAUCUGUGGAGAUUUUGGUCCUUUUCACCCACAAAUACCUAUACAAGUGCCACUGUGGCUAGCAGUGGCCCUGAAAAAAAGAGGGAAGUGCACUAUCAAACCUCCUGAGUGGAUGUCUAUUGAAAAGUUAACUCAGGUCCUGGAAGCGGAAAGAGAUUUUGAAGGAUUUGAGCCAUUGCCAUUUCAUUAUGUUGAAAUCUCAAGACUUCUUUUUGAUCAUGCCCGUGAGGACAUACAAGAUGUUUAUAUGGUGAGAUCUCUAAUUGAGGAUAUCAAGGAUGUACGUUUCCACAAACUAGGAACUGGCUUAGAAAAAAUAACAGAGCUCUCUCCUGGAGUGAAGCUCAAAAAUGUAUCUGCGAUGGAAACAAACGUGGUGCGCCCGUUUGUGACAAAAGCAUUGGAGACAUUUCAUAAGCUGCACAGUCCGGAUUUGCUACCAGAAUCAGGUGGUGGUUUGCCAAAUAGAGAACGGCGACCUAUGAAUGCCCCAACUAGGGUCACUAAACCCAGAUGAUGGUGAUGAUGAUGAUGAUGAUGAUGUUGUUGUUGUUUCUCUAUGCAAUGUUGCAAGCAUCUCCUUCAACAUGUCUCCCUGAUGAAGAAAAAAAAGAUCUAAGUUGAGCUUAAUUUUGAAUUCGUUGUAUUUUACGUACUAGGGAGUAAUUUUUUUUGUAAGCUAGUUCUAUAACUCAAUGUUUAAAAUGAUAAUUAUAAGUCUGGAAAAAGGUUUAUAUGUACUAUAGCAACUUUUACUUUUU